Lentinula edodes (shiitake mushroom) is the source of this 5107-nucleotide messenger RNA. RefSeq lists its product as uncharacterized. Gene Ontology annotation, biological process: regulation of transcription by RNA polymerase II; chromatin remodeling. The transcript is spliced from 11 exons. Bases 56 to 4933 code for a protein of 1625 amino acids. NCBI's taxonomy places the organism in Eukaryota, Fungi, Basidiomycota, Agaricomycetes, Agaricales, Omphalotaceae. The record is from RefSeq and is a predicted model, not a curated record. Gene Ontology annotation, cellular component: nucleus; SWI/SNF complex; nuclear chromosome. Gene Ontology annotation, molecular function: transcription coregulator activity.
UGCUGGAAGUAGUGGAAUAGGUGUCGGAGGCGGCGUUAACCCUGGACUCAACUCGAUGAAUCCCAUGAGCGGAAUGGGAGGCCUCAACCCGACGCAGCUUCUGCAAUCACAGCAUCAACGUGACCGCGACCAGAUGUCCGCUUUACAACAAUCUCACAUGCAGCAGCAACAGCAGCAUAGUGGCGGCUCUAGCAUGGGCUUGGGAGGUGGUGGUUUUGGGAUGAACAACAUGAAUGGUAUGGGCGGUAUGAACAAUAUGGGUAUGAGCAACAAUUAUGGGCCGAUAAAUCCCACCGGCAUGUCUUCUUCUCCUGCUUCGUCGUCCAUGGGAAUGGGUAUGAUGGGAGGUGAAGCGACUCAGAGAAGUGGUCCUAUGGGUAACCUAGGUAUGAUGGGCUCGCAAAACCAUCUUGGUAUUCAGCAACCACCUAAUUCUAUGAAUUCUCAUUCCUCUCCAUCCAACACACCGCACAAUCCCAUGUCACAUUCCUCCAACCCGAAUCUCUCUUCGAGCUCCGGUUUAGGCCCAAACAUACCUCCACAAAUGCUUCAUGCGAUGGGCAUCUCCCCCCAGAGAUUCCAAGCGAUGUCACCGCAGGAGAAAGCCAUGGUAGCACAGAAGGCAGCUCUCGCUUUCAGGAACAACUCGAAUGCGAAUGGUCAUCCUCAACAAAAUCCUUCCUCACCAUCUUCUUCUGGCCCCCAUGGUAUGCAUGGGCAGAGCAAUCCACCUUCAUCAGGUACGGGCUACUAUGAUCGUGAUGGGCUCCAGCCGCGAGAUCAGGGCCGUGUGUUUGGUGAGCAACAAAGGCCAUCCGCAAUUCAUGGUGGAUCAGGUACUCCGGGCAUGGAAUCGCUCGGGAGACCAGGGAGCUCUACUGGUCUCGCUGGGUUUCCUGGUGACAUGAUUGGGAUGGGUGGAGGGAUGGGUAAUAUGAUGCCGCCUCCGCCAAGACCUUCAACCGCAAUGAGCAAUAGGUCUGCCUCUGGAAUGGGCUUAUCUACUGCGCCGUCGAACAUGGGCAUGAACAACAUGGCUGGGAUGAACAUGAACAACGGCAUGAAUGGUGUUAAUAGUAUGGGAAACAUGAAUGGAAUGGGUAACAUGUCGGGAAUGAGCUUGGGCAAUAACAUGAACAACAUGAAUAUGGCGUCAGGAUUGUCACGUCCCGGUACCGCCAUGGGGAUGCGCACAGGAAACAUGAACGGCAUGAACAUGAAUACGAACCCAAUGGGUAUGAGCAUGGGCAUGAAUCAUCCGGGAAUGAAUUUGAACAUGCCUCGCAACUCAUCUAAUUUACCGUCUGUUGGCGGCGGUACCACUGGUCCAAGCGGCGCUCCAGGAUCACCAGGUCCGGGCAGCGGUGGAAUGCGUCCUCCUAGUAGGGCGAUGAGCGUUUCCUCUAACGGAGGGCGCAUUGGGAACGACGGUCCUAUUGUCAAUGGUUAUCCCAUGCCACCCAGCACCCCGAAGCAUCCUCAAACCCCAGGAACACCGCAAAUGGGACAUGGUCUCCUCCAGCAUCAGCUACCUGGUUCAUCAUCGUCGCUACCUUCGACGCCAUACCCGCAUCCUCAGCAUUUACACCAAGUCAGUCCUCCUCCUAAUCGGCCCCCUUCCGCUGCUCCUGGCUCACCCAGUAUGAAUGGCGCGGCUUUAGCACGGCGUGGUUCUCCAAUGUCAGCUCAGCCCGGCAUGGGUAUAAAUGCCGGUGGCCGUGGGACACCGAAUCCACUGAAGAGAAAAGCGUCGGGGUUAGAGUCUCCGAAAGUGGGUCCGCCAAGCGGAACCUCGCCCGAAGCAAUGGAACGCCCGGGAUCAGCUAUGCAAAAUGGUAUUAGUGGCAAAGCUUCAUUCAACAAUAUGAAUAUUGGGAUGGAGAUGACUAGACCUGGAACAGCUUCGGGCUUCUCCCCGCCUGCUUCUGGUGGUCCGAGACCGCAGCGUGAAAGCACCUCGAGUAGUGGUCCUCCUCUGCUCACUCCUUCGGACUCCCUUCUUCCUUUGAACAAUUCUUCGCACAAGGAUGAAUCAAACCCUUUCAGCAUAUCGAGGCCUACCGGAUCCAUACCUCCCAAUUCGUCGGUCAAUAUCCCGACGGAAAUAUCUGGGACUACCGCCACUUCUCAGGCUGCCGCGGGACUAGUGUCUAGUAACAAUCUGAAUGGACCUGUGAAAGUGGUCCCGAAGCUUCCACCUCUCCCCGCAAAUGUUAACCUGAAUCCGCUCGUUACGGAAGUCAAAAUCGUUCCCGUUGCUGGUUCGGAUAAAACUAUCCCUCUGCUUACUUCAGAUGAAAUCGAGGACAUUAAGCGAUGGCAAAAAGUUGAUUCCACCUACGAGGAAAUGUACAAAGCCAUGAGGGAGAAGAUGGAAUUGGAGUUGAAAGGAGACCCAAGAGCACUUCCUCGGGAUUUUCUGGCGUUGCUAGAUGCUGGUGAGUUUGGAGGUUUAGGUGGGAAGGGAGGCGUUUUAGGCAAUGCGAGCAUCAAAUGGUGGGAGAAAGGGUCAUAUAGUGUAAAUCCCGGUGCCAGAUUCAGACAAAGAAGAGAGGGUUUCGAUAUCAAGUAUCCCGGCAAAAGUAGAAGGGAAAGUCACGGAAGGAGCAAGAAGGGUAUAAAGAGGGAGGGUUUCCGAUUGCCUCGUCGUUUGAGUAUCGAAGAAGCAAAUCGGCCUGAACAGCUAGUGCCUAUUCGCCUUGAGUUUGAUGUCGACCACCACAAAUAUCGAGACACCUUCGUAUGGAACUUGAACGAUCCACUUGCUACACCGGAAAUUUUUGCGCAGUCCGUUGUGGAGGAUUACCAACUUGCGCCUUCUUAUCACUCUACAAUCGUCAAAAAUAUCCAAGAGCAGCUUAGCGACUACAAGGCUCAUUCAGCUCUGUAUGACGGGGAAGGUGGCGAGUAUCUUGGCGAUGACAAUGACCCCGCAGCAGUCGAAAAAGGUGUCCUAAACGAAGAAGAUGCCACUUUUUGGGAAAACUGGCGCAAACGACUGAGAACUGAAUAUGGCUUUGUCAAGGCCGGACACGAUUUGAAAGCCAAACGAAAGCGAAAGGUUCCUGGUGUCAAAGAAGAACCUGCAGAAGACGCUGAUAUUGAAGACGCGGCUGACCCUGAUUCGCUUCCGGACGAGAAAUCGAUGGCCGUGGAGGAAUUCGAAUUUGACGAAGCCAAGAUGACUGAGGACAUGAGAAUUGUGAUCAAGCUUGACAUCAUUGUUGGAUCAAUGAAGUUGGACGAUCAGUUUGAAUGGGACAUCGACAAUGUCAGGGCGUCACCAGAACAGUUUGCUGAAAUAUACACGAGAGACCUUGGACUGAGUGGUGAAUUCCGUUCGGCCAUUGCUCAUUCUAUCAGGGAACAAGUCCAAACAUAUCACAAGUCGUUAUUUCUCGUUGGGCGUCCAUCGGACGGGUCUUACAUUCAAGAUGAAGAGUUGCGUUCAGCAUUCCUGCCUAGCCUUGCUGAAGGCGCCCGCGCCAUGGAUCAAGUUCAAUUUUUCACACCCCUACUCAAUUACCUCAGCGAUGGAGAGAUCGAGAGAAAUGAGAAGGAGCGUGAUAAAGAUGUCAACAGACGACGAAAGCGGAACACGAGAGGACGGAGAGGUGUUAAUCUGCCUGAUCGAGAACCCAUCAGGACUCAUCGCACGCCUGCUAUUGGUUUCCCCGAACUCGAUGCCGCCACGCUCGCGCUCGCCGCUGCCGCAAAUGCUCCUGUGUCUCGUAGAGCUGCUGCUGCUGCUGCCUCACUUACCAUAGCCAAUAUGGUCGCAUCGGAAAAUGGAACUCCGCUUACCCCUUUGUCACUUCCCGCAGUCCCUCAACCCGCUGCAACCGCGGUCGUCAAGGAGAAGAAAGUCAAAGGUCUAUUCAAAGCACCGCAGAUUCCUCCUUCAGUUUUCCGCCCUCGCGCCAAGGUCACCGCUCCCACGCCUUCGACAGCGGCUGAUAUAUCAAGUCUUCCUGCACCGCUGGAGAAUGAUCCUCCUCCCUCCAUCAAUACACCUGACAGAAGAUUCUUAAGGCCGCUUUCAACUAGAAAACCAAAAGAUAGUGAGCGGGAAGCAAAGGAAAAAGAGUAUGCAGAAGGCCAGCAUGCUAAUUACAUCGAUGGCGUCUGGCACUGCUCUAAUUGUGGAUGCCCAGAAAGCAUCGCAGUAGGACGCCGGAAAGGUCCACUGGGCAAUAAAUCGCAAUGCGGGGAUUGUGGCAGGUUCUGGCAUAGACAUAGACGGCCACGUCCAUGUACAUAUAAUACGGAUGCGGAAUACCACAACAAUAUGUCGAAGAAGAAAGGACCGGCGGCAACGCUGCGUGCCCAAGAUAGUUCCGUAUCGACUCCUGCAGACGAUUCAUCCGCACCGCCGACGCCUGCACGCGAUCGGAAGAAAGAAAGCUCAGAGGCUCCCUCCAGACAGUCUCCUCCUGCUUCUGGCCGCGCAGCCCGGGAAGUGGACAGAGUGAUGUCUCCGAUCUCUUCAAGUUCUAGCGCUUCCGAGCCACCUCUUUCUCAAAGGGUCAAAUUAACGAACGGAGUAACCGCAUCUCCUCGUAAGAGCCCUUCUCCUUCAAGAACCUCGAAGCCGGCAGAUAUGGAGGAGUCGAGGAAAGAUUCUGCGAAAAUCGAUUCGUUGACGUCUUCCCCUCCCCGGACAACCGCGCAAAGUCCUCCUACAUCGCCAGCUAAAUCCUGGCCCCCUUCGUGGCUCACCACUACCAUGCAUAGUACCCAAACAAAAUAUCCUAAUGAUAAAUUUGAUGUUGUGUGGCGGAAAGUCGGUGAAGGUUCAGAAUGGCGUAUCAAGUGUGUAGACUGCCCUGGAAAAUUGUACAAACCAGGUCCAGGGGAGACUUUGUCGAAUUUCGAAGUGCAUCUAAAGAAUCGGCAGCAUCGUCAACGUGUAGAUGACCGCGUUGGCAAAUAACAUUUUCUCGAUACCCUUUCUUGCUUAUAAUCACUACUAUCUCUCUCAUUUUUCCUUUUUUCCCCUACCUUGUUGUGUCCUCUCAGCUCCGCUAUUACUACUGUUUUGUAUCGUUAUGUUAGUUAUACUGUUUCCAGUAUGCGAUUUACGGGUUUGGCAUGAAUCAAAAAUUUU